AUGGCUGAAAAUCUGGAAAUUUCCCUGAUCCCAGCCCUGCUGAUGCUGCCUCUCCUGCUGAAGGUUGCAGCGUUGCACUACCUGCUGGGUAUAACCGUCCUGACAGCUCUGCCUGGCCUGGUGCUGUGGUACUACUAUGCAACGCACCGAAAGAAGAGACGCACCCUCUUCUUCCUCACCCUCGCAUUGUACUCUCUGGCCUACAUGUAUUACCUCUUCAUCACAGAGAUUUUACCGCGUGGGGACGUCAGCCAGCUGCAGGUGUGCACCGUGACCUCUGGGAUGAUCUUCACUAUAGUCUCUCUUAUUCACACCAAGAAAGGCCCAGGAUUUGUGACUGCUGCCCUUCACAACUCUCACAGUCAGGAGGAUAAAAAGGAGUCCACACAAGUAAAUAAUGGAUCUCUCCAAUCAGCAGCCUCUCCCUCAGGGACACCAGCAGAGCUGCAAACCCCAAAGGAGGGCCUCGGAGCAAAGUGGAGCAGGUGGCUGAAAGUACCAUCUAAAAGUACAUUUCAGUAUCCUGUAUUUGGUGCCAUGGCUGAAAAUCUGGAAAUUUCCCUGAUCCCAGCCCUGCUGAUGCUGCCUCUCCUGCUGAAGGUUGCAGCGUUGCACUACCUGCUGGGUAUAACCGUCCUGACAGCUCUGCCUGGCCUGGUGCUGUGGUACUACUAUGCAACGCACCGAAAGAAGAGACGCACCCUCUUCUUCCUCACCCUCGCAUUGUACUCUCUGGCCUACAUGUAUUACCUCUUCAUCACAGAGAUUUUACCGCGUGGGGACGUCAGCCAGCUGCAGGUGUGCACCGUGACCUCUGGGAUGAUCUUCACUAUAGUCUCUCUUAUUCACACCAAGAAAGGCCCAGGAUUUGUGACUGCUGCCCUUCACAACUCUCACAGUCAGGAGGAUAAAAAGGAGUCCACACAAGUAAAUAAUGGAUCUCUCCAAUCAGCAGCCUCUCCCUCAGGGACACCAGCAGAGCUGCAAACCCCAAAGGAGGGCCUCGGAGCAAAGUGGAGCAGGUGUCCUUUGUGCAAAAUAAUGCGACCACCGCGGGCUGGUCAUUGUCGAACCUGUGGCUCAUGUGUCCAGCGUUUGGACCACCAUUGUAUCUGGAUAAACAGCUGUGUAGGACAGGCAAACCAUCGCAGUUUCCUGCUGACCCUCUCUGUGUUUGUGUUGACCUCUCUGUACGGGAUCAGUUUGGUGCUUUGCAGCCUCUGUCCUCAUCAGUAUCUAAUGACAGCGCUCUUCUACUGCCCCGGCGUCUACACUCAGUCUAGCACAGCACUUUGCUUUACCUGUGCGUGGUACAGCAGCAUUGUCGCAGGUGGGCUGCUUUACCUCUUGGUGGCACAAGUUCUCAAUAUCAGCUUUAACGUGACGGAGCGAGAGGCUCAGCUGGCUCUGAGGAACAAAACGGGCCAGAGCCGCCUGUGGGGACUCGUUGUUGACACAGGAGAGUAUUCUCGUGGCUUCUAUCAGAACUGGGUUGAGUUCCUCACCAUGACAGAUGCUUCAGCUUCUCCUCGGUCCAGCCUUACUGACUUGGUCUAGUUGUACUUAAUGCACUCGGUGACAUCGUGGUAAUACACUGUUCGUGCUGCAUGCAUGAAGAAUUCGAUUUCAUUUUUUUUUCCAAUACAUUCCAGGACUGCGGUACUAAUAGGAACAUGUUUUUAAUGACUGUUUAAAGAUGCAUAGAUGUGUUUGGGGUUUGGAUUUUUAGCAUCAUUUUCUGUUGAAGCUUUUGACCUGGACACAUGCAAGACAGUCUGUGGAUUUUGUGCCUUUUAUAAAAUUUAAUCGAAGACUGCAGACAUUAUAGCCUGCCUUUUUAUACACGUGCAGAAAGUAAGA
Molecule: messenger RNA, 1860 nt
Organism: Pundamilia nyererei
Lineage: Eukaryota; Metazoa; Chordata; Actinopteri; Cichliformes; Cichlidae
Product: palmitoyltransferase ZDHHC23-like
Exons: 4
Coding region: 1-1557 (518 amino acids)
Biological process (GO): peptidyl-L-cysteine S-palmitoylation; protein targeting to membrane
Cellular component (GO): Golgi apparatus; endoplasmic reticulum
Molecular function (GO): protein-cysteine S-palmitoyltransferase activity
Source: RefSeq, a predicted model, not a curated record